AUGAAGUUCUCAGCUUUCUUUGUUAUCGCCUCUGCCGCGUUCGCUGCCGCCGCCCCUGGCGUUGCCACCUUCUCCCAAGAGCGCGCUGCUCUCAACGAGAGUGCCCCCGCCCGCGACCGUGAGGACGGCGGCCGUGCUGAUCUCCGUGAGCCUGGACGAGAGGAGGACCGUGAAGGCGAGCGCGAGGAUGACCGAGAGGACCGUGCUGGCCGUGGUCGCCAGGAUGGUCGUCUCAACCGUGGCGGCCUUGCUUUCAGCCAAGUUGAUCUCAACUAUCUCCUCCGGAUCAACCAGCUCAACCUCGGCAAGCUCCAGGUCCUCAGCCAGCGAAACAACUUCAAUGUCGUCGUCUUCCAAGAUCUCUUCGCCUCUCGGGACUUCAGCCUCCAGUCUCUUCUCCAGCUCCAGCAACUCUCCACCAUGCUUGCUAUUGCCGAGACUGGUAUCUUUGAUCAGUUUGAGCUGUCUCGAUUGGACCUUGGCAACCUGAACCUUGGACUCAUCAACGGCAUUGCUGGCCUGAACUUGGCUCAGUUCAUCGAUGCUGCUCUGCAGCCCCAGAUCAACAUUAUCUCCAGAGAGGUCACCAACAACAUCAUCAUUGCCAAGUAA
Messenger RNA from Fusarium musae, 612 nucleotides. RefSeq lists its product as uncharacterized. The record is from RefSeq and is a predicted model, not a curated record. Lineage: Eukaryota; Fungi; Ascomycota; Sordariomycetes; Hypocreales; Nectriaceae. The transcript is spliced from 2 exons. The coding region runs from base 1 to 612 and encodes 203 amino acids.